AUGAGGGUGGCGCUGCGGGCGCUGCUACUUGUCGCUCUGCUUGCCGACGGCGCACCGGACCAAUCCCCAGGGCGCGGCGUGCGGAGACAGCCCACGCUGCUCGCGGUCGACGGGCGCGCUCUCGCGGAGAUGGCACACGUCGCAAAGGUCAUAAAUUCCGGCCUCACAAGCGCACUCCGACUAUCGGGCAGCUCGGCCGCCGCAAAUGUCGGAGCCAUUUCGGCAACCGUGCGCUCCUGGUGGACGAAGGGCGGUGUUAUGGAUACGGCGGGUGGUGCCCUCCUCGCUCUCAAGGCGUACACGCUGUGGUUCUUCUUCGGCCUCCUCGCGCUGCGCCUCUCGCUCGCGCCGGGGGCCGCAGGCGAGGGCGGCGUCGAGGAGGAGGGCGAUGCGGCCGCGGUGGACGAGACAAGCCGCGAGGACGCGUCCCUCGCACGCGCGCUCGCUGCCGCUCUCUGCCGCGCCGCCGCCUUCUGCGGGGGCGCUGCCCUCGCGCUGCUCUUUGGCGCGCUGCAGUGCGAGUUGGGCCUCUCCUCGCGACCGGCGAGCUGGUACUCGGCCAAGGAGGUCAAGGCCGCGUACCGGCAGCUCUCGCUGCAGCUGCACCCCGACAAGAUUCGCGGCGCUUCCCCUGAGGCGAGGCGAGAGGCGGAGAACCGCUUCAUGAGGGUCGCGAUCAACGCCGCCAAGCGCUAG
Messenger RNA from Emiliania huxleyi CCMP1516, 696 nucleotides. RefSeq lists its product as hypothetical. Lineage: Eukaryota; Haptophyta; Isochrysidales; Noelaerhabdaceae. The coding region runs from base 1 to 696 and encodes 231 amino acids. The record is from RefSeq and is a predicted model, not a curated record. The transcript has 5 exons.